Molecule: messenger RNA, 825 nt
Organism: Oncorhynchus kisutch (coho salmon)
Lineage: Eukaryota; Metazoa; Chordata; Actinopteri; Salmoniformes; Salmonidae
Product: basic salivary proline-rich protein 2-like
Exons: 2
Coding region: 1-825 (274 amino acids)
Source: RefSeq, a predicted model, not a curated record
AUGAAUGGAAACAGACCGGGGGAACUCAGACAGGGGGAACUCAGACAGGGGGGACUCAGACAGGGGGAGCAACAGACCGGGGAACUCAGACCAGGGGAACUACAGACCAGGGGAACAACAGACCAGGAGAACUCAGACAGGGGGGACUCAGACAGGGGGAGCAACAGACAGGGGGGACUCAGACAGGGGGAGCAACAGACCAGGGGAACUCAGGAACUCACCAGGAACCCAUCCCCCCAGGAGGAGAGGAAGGAACCCAUACCCCCAGGAACCCAUCCCCCCCAGGAACUCACCAGGAACCCAUCCCCCCAGGAGGAGAGGAAGGAACCCAUACCCCCAGGAACCCAUCCCCCCAUGAGGAGAGGAAGGAACCCAUCCCCCCAGGAACCCCCCCCCCCAGGAACCCAUCCCCCCAGGAACCCAUCCCCCCAGGAACCCAUCCCCCAGGAACCCACCCCCCCAGGAACCCAUCCCCUCAGAAACCCAUCCCCCCAGGAGGAGAGGAAGGAACCCAUCCCCUCAGGGAACCCCACCCCUCAGGAACCCAUCCCCUCAGGAACCCAUCCCCUCAGGAACCCACCCUCUCUGGAACCCAUCCCCUCAGGAACCCAUCCCCUCAGGAAACCCAUCCCCCAGGAACCCAUCCCCUCAGGAACCCACCCCCUCAGGGAACCCAUCCCCCCAGGAGGAGAGGAAAGGAACCAUCCCCUCAGGAACCCACCCCUCAGGAACCCACCCCCUCAGGAACCCAUCCCCUUCAGGAACCCAUCCCCUCAGGAACCCAUCCCCUCAGGAACCCAUCCCGAGCAGAGAGGGGCCAGGUGA